Messenger RNA from Cottoperca gobio, 2401 nucleotides. It is a transcript of the gene cerkl, whose product is annotated as CERK like autophagy regulator. The transcript has 15 exons. Lineage: Eukaryota; Metazoa; Chordata; Actinopteri; Perciformes; Bovichtidae. Gene Ontology annotation, molecular function: lipid kinase activity. Gene Ontology annotation, biological process: phosphorylation; sphingolipid metabolic process. Bases 155 to 1810 code for a protein of 551 amino acids. The record is from RefSeq and is a predicted model, not a curated record.
UCCAUAGCGACGACACCCCGGAAAUACAACAUAACCUGUCAGUGGCGCUCAUCUUCACGUAUGUUUAUCUGCCACUUUGUUUUUCUAAAAAGGAAGUCUUUACAUAUAACUCAGAACUGAGAACUUUGAUUCUUCGUCGGUUGAGCCGGUAAACAUGUCGGAGCCUGAGGAGGACCUCCAGAGAGAGCAGAGAGACGUCACGAAGAAGAAAGAAAAAGAAAAACGAAGCGCGAAGAAGAAGAAAAAGAAGAAGAAGAAAAAGACGGAGGAGGAGGAGGAGGAGGAGGAGAAGUGCGAAAAGGAAGAGCAGCAGGUUGAGGAGGAAGAGGAGAACAGUGAGUGUGUUGUGCUGCGUGGGAUCUUCAAACUGGGGAAGAAGAGUCACGAUGUUCUGCUCACCCGAACCAGGCUGACGUGGAUCCCCAUCACCCCGGAGACCCCCACAGGUGAGGCGUGCGUGCUGCAGCCAGGUGUGAUGCUGCUGCAGGACGUGUUUGCGGUGAAGGUGAAGCGGCGGCGUAUGAUAGGCCAGCAGUCGGGGGGACCCGUGCUUGGCGUAGCUCUGUUCUUCUGCAGGAGGAGAGGCAGGAGGCUGGAGGAGGAUACGCUGCACCUCCACAACGCUUCUGCAGAACACACACACACCUGGUACAACACCCUGAAGGACCUGCUCACAGGCUCCAGCAGUCGUCCCAGGUAUCUAAAGGUGUUUAUCAAUCCCAGCAGCCACAAGAAGGAGGCCGUUCACAUCUACAGAGAACAUGUGGCUCCGCUCUUCAAGAUGGCCGACGUCCGCACUGACAUCACCGAUGUGACAGAGAGGAAGGGUCAUGCUCUCUCAGUGAUGAAGGAAUGCAAGCUGGAUGAAUAUGAUGGGGUGGUGUGUGUUGGUGGGGACGGGUCGGUGGCGGAGCUGUGUCACGCUCUGGUCCUCAGAGCUCAGCUGGAUGCUGAUUCUCCAGAGAAACCAGUGACACCAGUGCUGCCACUUGGAAUCAUUCCUGCUGGUUCUACAGACGUGGUUUCCUGUUCUGUUCAUGGAGUCAGAGAUCCGGUCACUGCAGCCCUGCACAUUGUCCUGGGUCACCUGCAGCAGGUGGACAUGUGCAGCUUCUCGUCUCUUGGUCAGUUGGUGUGUUUCGGUUUCUCCGCCAUGUUCGGCUUCGGUGGGCGGUGCUUAGCACGGGCGGAGAAGAAGAGGUGGAUGCCGUCGUCGCGGCGACGGGAGUACGCUCUGGUGAAGACGCUGGCUAGGCUGAGACCAGAGGACUGUCAGCUGUCUUUUCUACCAGCGAAGAAGUCAAAUAGAGACGUGGAUCCAGAGUCAGAAGGUGAGGAGACCUGGACGACUAAUCAGGGCUUGUAUCUGAGCAUCAGCAUCAUGUCCGUCCCCUGCCUGAGCCCACACACACCUCAAGGCCUGGCUCCCAACACCAGUUUGGCAAAUGGCAGUGCAGCAUUGAUCGCAGUCGGAAACACUUCCAGGUCAGAGUUCGUCAAACACCUGAAGAGAUACAGCAGCUCUAGUGGACAGUUCAGCUUCUCAUUUGUGGAGACGCACAACGUGUCAGCGGUGAGGAUCCGCCCCCGCUCGCUGGUUGGCUGGUCGGAGGAGGAGAGCGAGGAAGAAGGUGAGUCCAAAACCUCGCCAAUCAUCCAAUCAGAAGGAGCCGCCUUCCCCUGGAACAUCGAUGGAGAGCUGGUGGAGAUCGCUAACGAAGUGCUUGUCAGGGUCCAUCCGCGGCUCAUCACUCUGUAUGGGGAGGAGGUGGACGAGGCCGAGUCGACCGUUUCCUGCAGCUGCAUCUGAGUCCAACAGAAAGUGCUGCUGUGUGUGUGUGUGUGUGUGUGUGUUGGACAGACACGUCGCCAUGAUAACAAUAACUAAACAGUGCCCCCUCUAGGUCAUUACUGUUUCCAUGCCGAAGUUCAAAUUAGAGAUUUGCAGCUUCCUGUUUACGUCAUGUAUAUUAACGCUGUAUUCAUUUAUUUUUAUUUUUAUUGAUUACUGCAGCUUUAAUAACUGCUAAUGUAACUUGUGUAAGCCACCUUUAACUCUAAACUAACUCCGUGCUUUAUAAAAGUGUAUCACUUCUAGACCUCAUUGAUGAUAAAGAUUAAUGCUUUUUUUCUAACUCAAAUUAAUGUUUACAUUUUACUAUAUUUUAAUGACCAGCUGACUUUAAUCUAAUUUGUGUUGCCUAUUUUUUUAUUACAAUUUUCAUUUUGCUUUAUCUUGUCCAGUUUGUAGUUCUGCUGCAGAGCAAAGAUUCAUCUGUAACUUAAAAAUGUGAGCUAAGAAAUAGUUAAUUGCAUCCAACACUGUGAGGAAAAGAAUAAAGCUUAUGUGUAUUAAUGUUUGUAUGUUGAUGAUGAGCAGAACCAGACUGGCUAAAGUGCC